AUGCCUCGCUCAAAGACGCCUUGUCGCGCGAUGUUUGGAGUAACUAUCGGGAAGCGGAUUUCCAACGGAAAAAAUGUUUACAGUCUGCGACGUCGUUAUCUACACCUUCUCCUCGUUUAUCCGAGCUCAAAAGAGGCCAAAGAUGCGGGGACCCAUUUGUGGAUGCAAACAUCAUAUUCAUUCAUUGCGCUCUACAAAAGCAGACUAACUCGCAUCACCAAUAACAAUCCAGUCGAAGGACGCAAACUGAAUCAGCGCUUUCGGCAAUUUCUUGCCGAAGAAGAGCGGUUUUGGCAAGCACUUGUUCUACGCGUACAGAGGACACAUAACAUAGCACUCCCGACCUCGGUUGCCCUUCCACCCGAGCUUUCUGGCGUUGGUAUCGACGAAGAAGCUGUGGUUGGAGACUCGCAUUCACCAGAGCGAGGGCGGAACAAUGACUUCGGCUUUCCCGUGGUCUCUGACCCGUCACCCGUGUCGCAAUCGACUGCAGCGAGCAUUCUCAGCAAAGCCCUGAUAUGUCUCGGUGACAUUGCCCGUUACCGCGAACAAUAUCGACCACCACCGAAAAUCCCACCCCACGUUCCAGAGCCCAGACGCAAAUUAUACGAGCAUAAACCCAACUAUGGAAGGGCGAGGAUGAUGUAUCUCGCCGCGCAAGCCCUUUUGCCCAGCAGAGGGAAAUGCUGCCCAUCAGCUCGCUAUUUUGGCAGGCUACGAAGGAGACACGCUGGCGAGUGUGACGUGGUAUCUUCGGGCGCUUUGUGUCCCGGCACCGUUCGAUACUGCUGGCGAAAAUCUUGCGGGGGCACAAUUGAAGGCAUCUGUGCUAUUUUCGAAGAUCGGGGCCGGUUAGCUGAACGCGAACGAGAAGAGGAAGCGGAACCGGUCAGGGUCAGAGUCGAGAAGUUUAAGAGGGACUUGGUGUUGCUCCAUGCAGUCUGGAGGGAAGGCGACAGUCCUGAGACAACCCAGUUGGCUCUUUCCAAACACGCUGCACGCGUCUUUUCGUCUCUCAUUUCCGCGCGAGCACUUCCCGAGGAGAUGAUUGUCCGUGUUGGAAUAGUAGCGCAGGGUACAUUAUGGGCUAGCAGCCAUUUACCACCGGCACCGCCUAAGUCUGAAGGGGAAGAAACCGAAGAUCAAAGCAAGGGAAAAGAAAGGGAUCGGAAACGCCGCUCGAAACCCAAACCAACAAUCAUACCACCCGCUCCUGCUUCUGCCGAACAGCAACAACAGCUCCUUGCUCAUAUUUUGCGCCUUCAUACGACCCUUCUUGAGGUCGGAAUUCGCCAACUCGAUGAAGUCGAUGUCUACAUCGGGGCUCCUGUUGCUACAGCCGUACCAAUCCCGCUUCCCCACGUUGCUGGUGGGCGGAGCCGCAGAACGCGACCAGGUCGGAACCAUCCAAAUCCGCCACCCCAACGGGUAAUCCCAAGAGAGGAUGCCCAGUCGAAACAGCCGAAGAAGACUGAGUUGGCGGAGAGGAUAACAGCGGUUUUCAGAAGAACAUUACCGGCGUUGCGGGUUGGUAGCAAGUGGAUUAUGGCGAACUGGGACUUGGUCACGGUCGAGGGAGAACGAAAUCAGGAACUUGUGGCGUUUUGGGCCAUAUACGCCAAGUUUAUGCGACUGCUAGCAAAAACCUUUCCAGAGGAGGAGCUGCCACCUUUGACCCGUUCGGUUGGCCCAGAUGAUCAGCCACAAGUUGCUGCGGAGCUGGAGUUGGAGGAGGACUUGGACAUGAGAGGGUGGCUGCCGUUGCGUGGGCUAAUGGGCGGUCCAAUUGUUGAGGGUGGAGAAGAGACCCCACUCGAGCGGGAGAAUGCCAUCUGGCUCAACGAAGGAGUGCCCAAUGUUGAGCAACUAAUGCGGAUACGGGAUUUGCUGACCGACGGCAGAAAAAUGGCGGGAAAACAGGAUUCUCCAUUGGCGAUGUAUGGCGAUAAAUUUGUCCUUAAAGGUGUCGAAGCAGAGAAGCCACUGCCUGCGCGAUUGGCACCAAAUCUUGCCUCGAUUCGGGACUCGAGUUUGGCCCUGCGCGAUGCCCGCGAAAUGGAAGAAGAUGCGAUGACGGAGCAAACCUCUCGCACUGCUGAUGAUCUUAUUCACGAUGCAUUUUCAUUCUUGAACACGGACGGGGAUGAAAACAACGCACAAGAUAGCGAUGAAGACGAGAUCGUCUGGGAUCCCCGUGGUACUACAGCUCCAAUCUCUCCACCAUCACCUCUUCUUGUUCCCCAAACCGCUCAAACAAGCCCGAAAACACCUGUUCGCCCAGCGCCGAUGUCGCCUUCAAGUUCAAGAGAAACUGUCCCAGGAAUCUCUUCGAUUCCACCGUCUGUUGGGGUCAUCGGUGCACCCCCCACAUCUUCGUUUCUUGCACCCAAACCACCUUCUCCACCAAUCACUGCCUCCGCGCCGGUCAGUCCCGGCAUGCAAGUUCCAGGAACAACCGCCCUCGAUUUGCUCAAUAAUGUGCUUUCCAAGGCCAAACUUGCGACAAAGCCUCAGAUUUCCAUUCCGCCAAGUCUUGCUCCUCCAGGCCCAAUGAGUGGUGAUGCGUUAUGGUCCCCUGCUCAGCAACAUGUGCAAUCGAUUUGGUCGGCGGCAAGAGAUGAGCCUGGGUUGAUGAUAUUUUCUGGUGGAGGGUCGUCGGUACCUGCAGGAUUUUCGGCAACUACACUGCCAACUCAGGCAUAUCAGCAACAUCGACAACAGCAGCAUCAGCGAUUUGCGUCCCAGGAAACAUUUGGAGGAUCCCAAUCGACUAUCUGGUCGUCCCAGGAAUCACAACUAUAUCAACAUGUCCCCGUGGGCCCUAUCCAGCCCUAUUCCCCCGCCCCCCGCCUUUGGACAACUCCCAUCCGUUCAAGCCAAUGCAAGUCCUUUGGCCCAGCAUCAGCGUACCGUUUCGAGCUCGAUGACUGCAGCGCAAUUGUUUGGUGGUGGUUAUGGUUCGCUACCCUUGCCUUUAUCGCUGGGUGGGGGUGGAUCGCCUCUGCAAACGCACUCUACGAUCCGCGCACGCGACCCGUUCACCAAUGUCGGUGGCCACGGCCAUGGACUAUUCUACUCGUCGUCGUCCCAAAAUGUGCAUCCGGGGUAGCAGUAAUUUGCCAUCCGGACAGCGCCCUUUUCUGGCUUGCAUUCACUGUGUGUUGCCACAUCUGCCGAGUCUUUCUCUCGCAAUCACCUGCCACAAAAACUAGAAGAAAUGGCUGGCGCGUGCUGUUUUCGCCACUCGGCACCGCAGCAUUUGUUCUGGGUUUUCCGGAUACAGAGCUAGAGGACUGUGAAUGA
This is a messenger RNA of Mycena indigotica, 3303 nucleotides long. RefSeq lists its product as uncharacterized. The transcript is spliced from 7 exons. Bases 1 to 3303 code for a protein of 1100 amino acids. Gene Ontology annotation, molecular function: telomeric repeat DNA binding; protein binding; telomerase RNA binding. Gene Ontology annotation, biological process: nuclear-transcribed mRNA catabolic process, nonsense-mediated decay. Lineage: Eukaryota; Fungi; Basidiomycota; Agaricomycetes; Agaricales; Mycenaceae. The record is from RefSeq and is a predicted model, not a curated record. Gene Ontology annotation, cellular component: telomerase holoenzyme complex.